AUGCCCGUCGGCAUCAACCAGCCCUCCAACCAGAUCAAAUUCACCAACGUGUCGAUCGUGCGCCUCAAAAAAGGCAAAAAACGCUUCGAGCUCGCGUGCUACAAGAACAAACUGCUCGAAUACCGCUCGGGCGCCGAGACCGACCUCGACAACGUCCUCCAGAUCCCCACCGUCUUCCUGUCCGUCUCCAAAGCGCAGACGGCGCCCGCCGCCGACCUCGCCGCCGCCUUCGGCCCGUCCGCGCCGCGCGCCGCCAUCGUGCAGGAGAUCCUGCGCCGCGGCGAGCUGCAGGUGGGCGAGCGCGAGCGCCGCGACCUGCUGGAGCGCGUGGAGAAGGAGGUCGUGGCGCGCGUGGCCGCGCAGCUGGUCGACCCCGUCGAGCGCCGCGUCUACACGCCCGGCAUGAUCGCCAAGGCGCUGGACCAGCUCAAGGCCGCGCCCGCCCCUCCGCCGCCGCCGUCAUCGUCCGCGGAGGAUGACAAGACGAAGAAGAAGAAGAUGGUGAUGCCCGCGUGGACCGGCGUCGUGGCCGGCCGUCCCGCCAAGACCCAGGCGCUCGACGCCAUGCGCGCCCUCAUCGCCCACCAGCCCAUCGCCGUGAUGCGCGCGCGCAUGCGCCUGCGCGUGACGUGCGCGACGGCCGUGGCCAAGCGCGGCGCUGCCGUGGUGCGGUCGUCGCAGUCGGUGGUGUCCGAGGGUCAGGAUACUACUAAUAAUAAUAAUAGUAGUAGUACCGGCAAGGGUGCGAGUCGAGCAAAGGCCAAGAAGGGCAAGAAAGCGCAGCAGGUUGACGAGGAGGAUCACCAGCAGCGGACAGUAGUGACGACGACAACGCAGGAAGGACAAGCAGCGGCAGCAGUAGCUGCCACGGUGAAGGAUCGCAUCCUGGGCUUCUUCGAGCAGGUCGAGACGCAGCAGCUGCUGGACGACGGCGAGGAGUGGGAGGUCGUGGGCUUCGCCGAGCCCGGCGCCGUUAAGGGCCUGAGCGACUUCGUUGGCGGCGAGACCAAGGGCCGCGGCCGUGUCGAGGUGCUGGACAUGGCCGUCACGCACGACGACGAUGACGAGGAGGAGGGUGGUGGGUGA
This is a messenger RNA of Ophidiomyces ophidiicola, 1086 nucleotides long. RefSeq lists its product as uncharacterized. The record is from RefSeq and is a predicted model, not a curated record. The transcript has 2 exons. Lineage: Eukaryota; Fungi; Ascomycota; Eurotiomycetes; Onygenales; Onygenaceae. Gene Ontology annotation, biological process: ribosome biogenesis. Bases 1 to 1086 code for a protein of 361 amino acids.